GAUGAAGGCAGCGGGAGCGUGCGUUUUGUGUGCGGGCACGUCGGGAUGGACGCUGACGGUUGAGUAAAGCAGAGGGUGUCGACAGGUAACCACCGCAGACGGGACUGCACCUUGGCUGUACUCCUCCUCCUCCACCACCUCCUCCACCUUCCGCCGCCGCUCUUCGGGAGUGAAGGUCCGUCCGGAACCGCCUCUCGCCCCGCUGCCUUUGCCCGCCAGCGCCGGACUUCAAUUCUGCAGCAGAAAUGUCGGAAAAAAUGGAGAUUUCCAACGAACUGUUCGAGAGCGUGAAGGAAGCGGUGGGUCGCAGGGUGAAACUGACCCUGAGGCACAAGGUCCAGCUGGAGGUCAAAGGUGAGAAGGUGGAGAGCAGAGUGCUGGCUCUGGCGUCACAUCGAGCUUAUUUACUCACAGCCAGAGUCCCUUCUAAGGUUGAACAGUCAUUCAGCUACUUGGAAAUUCAUGGAGUUUGCAGCAACAAACCCAAUCAGCUGGUGUUGGAGCACGAGCGCGGCCCCUGGAGCCUCCGGCUGGGCUCGGCGGACGAGGUGGACGAGGUGGUGGCUCACAUCGGCAGCUGCCUGCAGCAGAUCUGCCCCGCUGGCUCCCCCGGGAAGUUGAUGAGGAAGUUGAGUUUAAAUCCUCCAGAAAGGACCGCAGUCCUGCAGGCUCUCUGGGCUGAGCAGAGCUCCUCUGACCUGGGGCCUUGUGGCGGCUUCUCUCAUCAGUACUGGUGUGUGUGCGACUACUUGGGGUUGCCAUACAGGGAGGAGGUCCAGUGGGAUGUGGACACAAUUUAUCUGACUCAGGACACCAAAGAGCUCAACCUUCAAGACUUUGCUCACCUUGAAAACAGGGAUUUGGUGGCAAUCAUUGCAGUUUUAGAAUACAACCAGUGGUUCACAAAACUCUCCACUAAAGAUUACAAACUGUCCGCUGACGUGUGCGACCAGAUUUUGAGAGUAGUGGCUCGAUCCAGCCGGCUGGAGGAGCUCAUGCUGGACGGCGCUGGACUCAGGAGCGACUUUGCACAGAAGUUGGCGUCCGCUCUGGCACAAAACCCUUCAUCGGCGCUCCACACAUUCAACCUGAGCAACAACUCACUGGAGGACAAAGGUGUUUCUGCUCUGAGCGCUCAGCUGGCCAAACUUCCACUGGGCUUCAAACAUCUGAAUCUUUCCAGGACCUCCAUGUCACCUAAAGGUGUGAACAGCCUCUGUCAGGCUCUGUGUGCUAACCCGGUUGUGGCCUCCACUCUCACACACCUUGACCUGUCUGGAAACUCCCUCCGAGGCGAUGACAUCACGAAUUUGCACAGCUUCCUGAGUCACCCCAACUGUCUGCAGACUCUGGAUCUGUCCAACAGCGACUGUUCGCUGGAACUGAUCUGUGGGACCCUUUCUAAAGGCUGCUUAAAGCAUCUGUCUGUCCUCAACCUGUCAAAAAGUGUGUUUUCCCACAGGAAGUGUAAAGAAAUCCCUCCAUCCUUCAAGCAGUUCUUCAGCUGUGCUCAAGCUCUGACGUCUGUUAGUCUGUCAGGAACCAAACUGCCUCACGAGGCGUUAAAGGCAUUGUUGUUGGGCCUGGGCUGCAACCCCAACCUGAGUGACGUGUCCCUGGAUCUGAGCUGUUGUGAGCUGCGCUCUGGAGGCUCUCAAGUCCUGGAAGGCUGCAUCGCUGAAAUCCCAAAUAUUUCCAGUCUGGAUAUUUCUGACAAUAGUUUGGACAUGGAUCUGGUCACUCUACUUGUCUGGCUGUCCAAAAACCGCUCCAUUCGACACCUUUCCCUGGGAAAAAACUUCAACAAUAUCAAAUCCAAGAAUGUGGCUCAGGUCCUGAACAAUCUGGUUCUAAUGAUUCAAGAGGAGGAUUCACCCCUGACCUCCCUGUCCCUCGCCGAGUCGAAGCUGAAGGCCGACAUUUCCAUCGUCCUCAACGCUUUGGGCAGCAACACCUCUCUGACCAAACUGGACAUCAGUGGGAACUCCAUGGGAGACAUGGGGGCUAAAAUACUGUCCAAAGCCCUGCAGAUCAACAGUAAGCUGAGGACCUUAGUGUGGGACCGAAACAAUGUCAGUUCUCAGGGUCUGCAGGAUGUAGCAGCUGCCUUGGAGAAGAACUACACGAUCCGAUUCAUGCCGGUUCCCAUCAUGGAUGCUGCUCAGGCUCUAAAGGCCAAUCCAGAGAAGACCGAGGAUGCCCUAUUGAAGAUGGAGCGGUACCUGCUGAGAAAUCACGAGACCCGUAAAUACGUCCAGGAGCAGGCGUACAGGCUGCAGCAGGGAAUCGUCACCACCACCACUCAACAGAUGAUGGACACCAUGUGUGUCAAAGUGCAGGAUCACCUGAACUCUCUGAGGUUCACUGAGACCAACUCUGUUCAAGAGGACAUGAAAGUGGCUGUGAACCUCAUGAAGGAUGCCAGAAACUCCAAAACUCUUCUGCGUAACUUGUACCACUUAGGAGGGUCCAGAGGUACGUGUGUUGGAGCCAUUCAGGAAAAACUGGAGUCGAUGGCUGGAGAAAUGGCCGGAGUGAUGGACGAACAGCUUCAGGCCAUGCUGGUGUCCAUGGUGGACUCUGCAGAAGGCCUGUGUUCUCAUGUGAUGAAGAAGAGCGGCCUUCGUCAGGAGCUGCUGAAGGCCGGAGCGGGGAGGGUGACCGUACCCCGCGGCUUCAUCACCACCACGCUGGUGGAGCAGGCGGGGGCCGAUAUCAUGAACAAGAUCAGUGAAGUCAAACUGGCCAUGGCGUCGCUCCUGUCCGACCGCAUCGUGGAUGAGAUCCUGGAAGCUCUUUCCUCCUCGCAGCACACUCUGGCUGAGCAUCUGAUCAGGAAGGACCAAUCUGUGCUGCAUCAUGAAGCCCAGACGGAGACGGGAGUCCUGGAGGAGAGGCUUUUGCCUUCAGAGAAACACGAGCUGGAGGGUUUAGACCCGUGCACGAUGACUCCUAAAUCAAAGAGGAAGAGUAUUCUGGUCCGAAUGCUGCGGCCCAUAUCUGUGGCAUUUGAGCUGGAGUUUGACCUGGACAAAGCUCUGGAGGAGGUUCCCAUCCAUGUGGAGGAUCCUCCUCCGCCUCCCGGCCCUUCCCAGGCGUCGGACAGAAUGUCGUAUUGUGGCGGAGAGCUGCCCCCGCCUCCCACGCCAUCACUCGGCGGCUUUGGCGAGCUGCCGCCCGUGGAGCUCAAAACGCUCGAGAACUGCACCAAAAACCGUCCAAAACCCAAGAGGAGGAUGAAACCGAGCAGACCCCAUCGGCAAAGCAUCGCUCCACAGGAGGCGGAGCAGAACAGCAUGAUGGGAAAGCUGGAUGAGGGCCUGGAUGACUUUUACUCCAAGAAAGUCGUGAGGCUGAGCUUCAGGCUGCCUUCAGUCAAAGCCUCCCCUCCCCAGGAGAACACGGAUAAGAAGCGUGAAUCCAGAAUGAGUGGAAUCUUUAACCUCAUCAAAUCUCGCACCUCAAAGAGCAACAGCACCGCCACGUCCCCCCUUCCCACCUCCCCCUCCGCCCAACCCGUUUUAUCCGUCAGCUCGGUAGCGGAGGAGACCCCCGCGAGUUCGCCAACUCCACCUGGGAAAGUCCCUGCCGUCGCCGCCGCCGCCGCUGCCGCCGCUGCCGAGCCUCAACAGGAGCUCCACAAAAGCAGGACACAGUCCUCCAACCUCAAAGAUCCCGAGAAGGAGGCCGGCCUGACGGCUGAAGUCGCUGGGGAGAACAAACACAAGGAGGCUUUGGAGAAGGCGGAGCCUGUGGAGAGGAAAGAACACCCGGUCACGCAAAGACAUGUUGGAGUUCCCAUGAUGGGGAAGGACCUGCUGGCUGAGAUGAAGGCCAGGCAGGGGAGAACGCGGCAGGAAAAGCUCCCCGACAAGAAGCUUGAGCCUGGAUCUGAACCGGAGAAGGUCAACAAAGUCAAACCAGAGGUUUCUGCAACGGUCCCAGCAGACACGGAGGACUCCAGACCAGAACCAGUUCCCAGAUCCAAACCUCUGAGUACCAGCCCCAAACCCCCCCUGGUAUCCCGCACAUCUGGACUCCUAAGCCCAACUCCCCCCAAACCCAGCAGCCCUGCUGUUCCGGAUGACGCCAUGGAUCCAGCGGGGGUCUCGUCUCCCAAAGCACCACUGCCUGCCCCCCGCCUAAAGAGGACGCAGUCGGAGCAAGACAGGGAGAACGGUGGCGGCAGCUCCACGGGGCCCCCGUCUCCACCCCACGUUGAUUCUGCAGCAGAUGGAGACUCCUUUGAGCAGCAAAUUACCGAGAGCGGCGGUGGCGGCGGCGGCAGGCAGUGGUCCUCUCUGAAGAGUUCCUCCAGUCUUCCACCUCACCGGGAGGAAGAACGCGAGCGCACAAAGUCCCUCCCUCCUAACACCUCAACCACUCAUAUGAGAACUUUGUCUCAGGCGGACUCGGACUCGGCUGACGCAGAGAUUCCCGCUUCGCCGGUCGACCUCAGUAAAUCCGACGAUGACUCUGGUAACGAGUCUCCCCCGCUGUGACGAGUCUCCGCUGCAGAUCCUGCUCCGCUGCGCCCCCUCCUUCAGGAACCUCAACCGCCUCCAGGCGUCCUGCCAAACUGAAUCCAGAACAGCGUGUUGGGCGUCUGUCACAGAUCUGUUCAAAUGUCCAAAUCUCAUGGAGGUCAGGGUUGCUGUGAGCUCAUCCAGAACUGCUUCCUUCUGAUUUGGUCUGCAGAGACCAAAAACCAGACAGAAGUUUUAUCAAAGGUGCAGCACUGCAGCCCAAACUGAGGAGUUGCCUUAAAUCCUUUUUUUAUUUUUUACAUGACAAUAUUAUGAUUUUAUUUGCUGUGAAGCAGUCCAUUGCUUUUCUUUAAAAUUUAAUUCAAUAGCAAAGGAAAAGCAACGUUUCUCUUUUGUUCUCUGGAAAUGAAUAUGUCAACAAAAUUAUUACUGCACAAGUCCCGCCCACUUAUCCGUUAUUGCUGCACAAGUCCCGCCCACUUAUCCAUCAUUACUGCACACGUCCCGCCCACUUAUCGAUUAUUGUUGCACAAGUCCCGCCCACUUCUCGAUCAUUUCUGCACACGUCCCGCCCACUUAUCCAUCAUUACUGCACAAGUCCCGCCCACUUAUCGAUUAUUGUUGCACAAGUCCCGCCCACUUAUCCAUCCUUGCUGCACAAGUCCCGCCCACUUAUCCAUCAUUGCUGCACACGUCCCACCCACUUAUCCAUCAUUACUGCACAAGUCCCGCCCACUUAUCGAUUAUUGUUGCACAAGUCCCGCCCACUUAUCCAUCCUUGCUGCACAAGUCCCGCCCACUUAUCCAUCAUUGCUGCACACGUCCCACCCACUUAUCCAUCAUUACUGCACAAGUCCCGCCCACUUAUCGAUUAUUGUUGCACAAGUCCCGCCCACUUAUCGAUUAUUGUUGCACAAGUCCCGCCCACUUAUCGAUCAUUGCUGCACACGUCCCGCCCACUUAUCCAUCAUUACUGCACAAGUCCCGCCCACUUAUCGAUUAUUGUUGCACAAGUCCCGCCCACUUAUCCAUCCUUGCUGCACAAGUCCCGCCCACUUAUCCAUCAUUGCUGCACACGUCCCACCCACUUAUCCAUCAUUACUGCACAAGUCCCGCCCACUUAUCGAUUAUUGUUGCACAAGUCCCGCCCACUUAUCGAUUAUUGUUGCACAAGUCCCGCCCACUUAUCGAUCAUUGCUGCACACGUCCCGCCCACUUAUCCAUCAUUACUGCACAAGUCCCGCCCACUUAUCGAUUAUUGUUUCACAAGUCCCACCCACUUAUCGAUUAUUGCUGCACAAGUCCCGCCCCCUUAACGAUCACUUGAGAUGAAAUAAGGAUGUAUAGUUCUUGUAUUUACCAUGCAAAUCAAUGAAAACACUGUUGCCACUUUCUCACCUGAAAUAUGCUGUUAAUGUUCUGCUGCACAUAUCAGUGUAUAUGAAUGUAAAUAUGAGCUCACAUGGGUUUUUGUUUUUAAUCAAAGGGUUUUUUUGAUCAAAUCUAUGCAGAAAUAGAGUUGAUUUUGUGUUCUGAACACAGGAUGUCGCUGCUUUAUCUAGCGAAAUCUGUCUGUAAAUGUGCAUUCGUUUUCUUCCACGAUCAUCGGUGAUGGGUUUGUUUUUAUAUUUCAGUCACUGGGAGAACGUCUUUUUAUGAUGCACAGUGCAACAUAUAUUUUAUUUCAUGACUGUGCAUUUAGAGCUGCAAAUAUUUCUGUUUUGGAAAGUUUAUGCCAAUGAACAAAGUCAAUAAAAAAAUCUGUCUCUA
Molecule: messenger RNA, 6257 nt
Organism: Oryzias latipes (Japanese medaka)
Lineage: Eukaryota; Metazoa; Chordata; Actinopteri; Beloniformes; Adrianichthyidae
Gene: carmil1
Product: capping protein regulator and myosin 1 linker 1
Biological process (GO): regulation of Arp2/3 complex-mediated actin nucleation; cell migration
Cellular component (GO): plasma membrane; lamellipodium
Molecular function (GO): protein binding
Source: RefSeq, a predicted model, not a curated record